UUUCGUGUAAAAAAAAUCCAGCAAAGAGGCUGAAUCAAAAUCGGUGUGAAAUCUAAGUGGAUCGCGCGUUUUCAAUGGUUAAAAUGAAGUUUUUAAAGUAUUUAAUAUUACCAGCAAUCAUUAGAAGUCCCUGGACUGAAAUUAGUAUUUUAAUAUUGUACUGAAUCUGUUCCGAAACGCGUUUUGGUGUUAAGUGAGGUUAAACCUGUGCUAAACUUGAUACUGUGUGAGUCACGAAUAGCGAAAAACCGUUCACCUAGUUUGAUAUAGAUACGUCAGCGAUUUUUUUUCAAACGUUCGAAAUAUUGAACUCUCCGCGUCUUCACCUCAGUGCUGCUAUGAUUUCCAGUGAGUUCUUCAGGUAUAACGCGUAUAACAGUUUGAAAAAUUUGGACAAAAUCAAAGGGGUGGUCACGAAUAAGAUGCACAACAUCGAGAGCGCUUUUGUCACCAGCAACGUGGGAUACAGGGCGAAGAACGAUCCAGGAGACUGACGUAAAACGAUUUUUAAGUCCCAAAAUGAUAAUUUGACGUUUACUUGAUAGCUGGAGUAGUCUGUGUGAGAUAAGGAUUUCCACAGAUCUACAUCUAUAGGAGAAAAAAAUUAUCCACGUCUAAGUUGGAUCGAAAGGGAAAACGCAAAUAGUUGAAUUUGCAAGGGAAAGAAGCUUAGAAGCAGAGAGAACUGUUUCGAAAAAAAUCUGUUUUAAAGACACCCAGUGAAGUGCAUCGACAAAGACUAAGUGAAAAGUGACGCUUUUUAAGUGUGAUCGAAACAGUGAUUGAGUGAAAUAAUGGCCUUUUUUAAAAGGCUGUUUCGUAAAAAGAACCAGGGGAAUCAUUGUGACCCAACUGUUCAGGAACAGAACUCAGAACUUCUACUUGAAUCAGGUAUGAGUAGUGCCAAACGCAUGCUCAUAAACAAAGGGGAAAGCGAUGAAAUGGAAAUAAAUGGAUACAGAAGAAACAAAUUCAAGACCGCACUGACGUAUAUUUCUUUCGUUUUAACAUUAGGAAUAUCGAGACUGAUCUUUCAUUGGAUGCCCCAUUGGUACCUAUACGCAACCAGCUCCAUAUGUUCAGUUACACAAGCCCAAAGUAUUUUGGUUAUAGAAACAUUCAGACUCCGGAAAAUUUUGCACGUCUGUCGAAUGAAAAUCCUGACCGCCGAUGACGUAUUCAAGUUCCAACAAGGCGAAGACAAUAAACACAGUGUAAAUCCGGAACUCAUCGAAGUAUUGACGCAGUGUGCUCCCUCCUUAAGCGUGAACUUCGCAAAUGGCACUUUUAAAAACGUAGACAGGCUGAUGAUCUUCUCUCACAAGAGGGUGAACUACAUCUGGAAUCACGAGAAUCAGAUAUUCGAAAAGCUCACGUCUUUGGAUGUUGGCGUCUCGGGGCAAACUCUGCAUAAUUAUAUGCCCUUAUCUGAAGAAGAAGCUUUCAAGAGGCGCGCUGUCUAUGGAUCAAACAUCAUAUUGAUAGAAAGAAACACCGUUACUGGACUCUUAUUUCAACAGGUUUUGGGCCCAUACUACAUCUUCCAGGGCUUCAGUCUUUUACUUUGGUUCUAUGACAACUAUAUCUAUUAUGCUGCAGCUGUGCUUGGUAUAAGCUCUUAUAACAUCGGCCAGAGUGUCAGGCAAACUAGAGAGACUGAAAAAAGACUAUGGGAGACCUUACACGGAUCUGACAUGUGCGAGGUUCAGAGGGUGAAGAAGAUUAGGAGAGGUACCGAUGAAGAAGAAGUCGUAAUAACAACUGAGAAGUUAUCGACAGAAUGUUUGGUGCCUGGUGAUAUUUUGGUGAUACCUGCACAUGGCUGUAUGAUGCACUGCGAUGCAGUAUUGCUCAGUGGAAAUUGCGUGGUGAACGAAGCAAUGUUAACUGGUGAAUCAGUACCAGUCACUAAGACAGCAAUACCAGACGAAGACGAUGUAAUUUACGAUGCGAAGGAACACGCAAGACAUAGCCUGUUUUCUGGGACUAAAGUGAUACAGACUAGAUACGAUAAGGGUAAAGUGCUAGCGGUGGUGAUAAGAACAGGGUUCUGCACCGCCAAAGGUAGCUUAGUAAGGAGCAUCCUUUAUCCAAACCCCAUAGACUUCAAAUUCGAGAAAGAUUCCUACAAAUACGUCUUCCUGACUGCUGUGAUUGCACUAGUAGCGAUCGUUUACGAAGUUUACUUGAAGACAUCAAGAGGAGUUCCUGCUUCAGUGAUCAUCCUACAAGCUCUAGACGUGAUAACUAUAUCUGUCCCACCAGCUUUACCCUCUGCUAUGACUGCUGGUUAUUCCAAUGCCCAGAAAAGACUGAGGAAGGAGGAGAUAUACUGCAUUGCUCCAAGGAUCAUUAACGUUGCAGGAUCCAUCAAUUGCGUGUGCUUCGAUAAGACUGGUACUCUUACUGAAGAUGGACUGGAUCUCUACUGCGUCAUUCCAGCAUCUGGAGGCUCUCUAGGUCCACCCAUAACUGAUGUAGCUAAACUACCGUAUGAUACAUUUUUCGGUGGUUUAGUAUCCUGCCACUCUUUAACCAUCAUCAACGGGGAAAUAGUUGGUGAUCCUUUGGACCUGAAGAUGUUCGAGAGUACCGGUUGGUCCAUGAAAGAAUCCGAUAACGAAGACAACAAAUACAAACCCUUGGUGAGGGCUUCCUUCGAACCCCCCAAAGGCACCACUCAAACCCUCAACGGCGUGGAGGAAAUCGCCCUUUUGAGGGAGUUUCCAUUCUCCAGUAGUCUCCAGAGGAUGGGGGUGAUAUCCAGAACCCUGGACAAGAAGGGAUUCGACUACUAUUGCAAGGGUGCCCCAGAAAUGCUCCUGAACUUCAUCGACAAGCGUACGUUACCGAGGAACUUCCACGAGAUCUUGGAGAAUUACACCCAGGAGGGUUUCAGGGUGAUAGCCAUCGCCCACAAGGAGAUCUUCACCAAAUACUCGAAGUUGCACAAGAUACACAGGGAGGAAUUGGAGGUUAAUUUGGAGUUUCUGGGGUUGAUCGUGUUGGAGAACAGACUGAAACAGGAAACUACAGCUUCCAUCAACGAACUCAACGACGCUGACAUACGUUGUGUCAUGGUAACAGGGGAUAAUCUUCUAACCGCUAUAAGCGUCGCCAGAGACUGCGAUAUGUUAAGACCACACGAAAGCGUGAUAACCAUCAAUUGCGACAACAGCACUCCUCCCAAUCUCUACUUCACCCUCAACAAUUUGAAACCCAAGAAUACCCCCAACGACGCAAGUGUUAUGUCCAAUUCUGCCAGUGUUAUCAGUCUGGACACUGUGGAAUCUCAGGUUCAGAGCUCCUAUAGGAACGGCGAUCCAAAGAAACCUGCCAUCAACAACAACUACAGGUUUGCCCUCACUGGUAAAGUGUGGGAAGUCAUCAGGGAGUAUCAUUCCGAUGAACUGCUUGGAAGGGUCUUGACCAGAGGUACGAUUUUCGCCAGAAUGGGUCCUGACCAGAAGCAACAGCUGGUAGAGGAGCUCCAGAAGCUUGGAUAUUAUGUUGGCAUGUGUGGUGAUGGAGCCAACGAUUGUGGAGCCCUCAAAGCAGCACACGCAGGAAUAUCCUUAUCUGACGAAGAAUCAUCCCUAGCAAGUCCUUUCAAUUCGAAACGGCCCAACAUAAGCUGCGUGGUUAAGGUGAUCAAGGAAGGAAGGGCAGCUCUGGUCUCCAGCUUCGGCAUCUUCAAGUACAUGAUCUUCUACAGCAUGAACCAACUCGCCGGUGUCAUCAACCUAGCCGUUUCCUACACCAACUUCACCGAUUUCCAAUUUUUGUGGAUGGAUCUGGGCAUAACCUCUCCUUUCGCCCUUUUCUUCGGUUCCAACAAGGUUUUCGACGGUCCUAUGUCCAAAGAGCCUCCACUCACCAGUCUGAUAAGUCCGCAGCCUAUAGCCUCCCUCUUCAUACAUCUCAUAGUGUCGGUAGCCUUCCAGAUGGGUCUUUUUGCAUGGAUGCAGAGUCAGAAGUGGUACACGCCACCUGUGAUCUCUCUGGACGAAGAGGCUUUGCCCACCUACGAAAAUUACAACGUUUUUAUAACAGUUUGUCUCCAGAACAUCGCCAUGGCGCUAGUCUUCUCCAAGGGCAAACCGUAUCGAAGGAUAAUCUUCAGGAAUCCUAGGGUUAUGCUAACCACUCUGAUAACCACGGUUAUAACCAUUUAUCUAGCUUUGGAACCUGCUCCCUUCUUGCAACAUUUGGUUGGACUCAUGCUACCACCAGACACUUUUUACAAACUAUCGUUGAUGCUCUUCUGCCUGCUCAGCUUCCUAGUAGCUUACGUGAUAGAGUACUACGUCAUAGAUGAGCUAGUGGCCAAAUGCACACGUAAGGUGGAUAAAUCGUUGAAAUACGUUCGAAUCGAAGAGGAGCUCAACAUGGAUACAAGCUGGCCACCUUUAACAUCUCCAGAAGAUUUCAAAGCUACUGCAAGUCCAGACAAUACAAUACCUGACGAACCGGCUAACUUCGUUGUGGAGAAGGAUUUGAAGUUGAAGAAUCGUAUUUUGGCACCAGUGGUAUCGGACUAUACUUCUAUAAUCCUCGAGGAACCAAAGCUAGACGAGAAGGCGAUGGCUAGUAUCUUAACGGAACCGCCAAAGCUGGUCAAUUUGGGACCGGUUCAAAUAGACUGUAUACCUACCACCAAACAGGCUGGAGGUGGUAACAAUCUGUCGUUGAAGACUAUAAGCGAGAACAAUUUAAAUAAUUUCGAAGGUUCCAGGAGCUACCAAGUGAACACUGCUACUUUGAACGCUACACCAAGCAGGAACCCUUGUCCAAAUAACUUCCAGUUGAGCUUGACCAAAAGCCCUGCCCAGUCAGAGGAUCUCUUCUCCAGUGUACCCUCUAAUUUCAACAAUAUAUCCAGCGGAAGUGACACUUUCCAAAGUUUUUCACCAAGUGAAGACUUCUCUCCUAGUUCUAGCUCGAAUUAUAACAUACCAGAUCUUCCCAGGGAUGAUACAGAGAAGCUUGUGCCAAUCACCAACGGAUACUUGAAUGGUUUUAGCCCAAACGAAGAUAUUAUUGAGGGGAAAAGCUGAGGCCAAUUUCUUAUUCUAGUAUAUUCAAUUUUGAAAUUUCCACCCUUGGUGGAGGUCGCUACAUAUCUAUUCACCAUAAUAGAGUCAGUAUUAGGAAUUUUUAGAAGGCUCAGUGAAUAUAAACUACCAACACUUCGAUCUCCAAUUUUUUAUUUUGAUGUUUCGUUUACACAACAUCCAAUCCGAGGUGUAUCCAGUCAGAGUGCAUUUUUAGUACGAAAUAUUUCAUGAAAUUUUAACCCAAGAACCAUGAGACUGCGUUUUAGUAACUUGUGACAAGAAGAAAUUUUUCCUUCCCUAAAAUGUACUUAUUUUAUCUUGAUUUGUUCAGAAAAUGCCUGAAUUUUUUAUAUUCAAAUUAUUCUCGAGUUUAACCGUGGUAUUUCGAUAAAGAUCGAGAAUGGAAAAAUAGUUAUAAGGAUAAUUUAGGUAGAAUAAUAAUUUAAUUGUGUUAUUUUUCAAUUAGUUUUGUUGCUUUAUUUACUUUAUUAGUGUCCUAAGCUGCAAAUGAUCUUAUCAUUAAUUUUGUGAAUAUCCUCUAUGCAUUUACGAAUUAUUUGAAUUGCGAUUUUGAUAAUAUUGUUUCUGUAUAUUAAAUUCCAUUUGUUAUAUAGAUAAAUAUACCUACUGUGUUAACACACAAGUUAUUAAUGUAAAUUGUUUCUCAAUGAAUGAAAAUUGAUACUUA
Coccinella septempunctata (seven-spotted ladybird) is the source of this 5745-nucleotide messenger RNA. Its product is annotated as polyamine-transporting ATPase 13A3-like. Gene Ontology annotation, biological process: intracellular calcium ion homeostasis; polyamine transmembrane transport. The transcript has 13 exons. The record is from RefSeq and is a predicted model, not a curated record. Gene Ontology annotation, cellular component: membrane. NCBI's taxonomy places the organism in Eukaryota, Metazoa, Arthropoda, Insecta, Coleoptera, Coccinellidae. Gene Ontology annotation, molecular function: ATP binding; ATP hydrolysis activity; P-type transmembrane transporter activity. Bases 795 to 5057 code for a protein of 1420 amino acids.